AUGGAAAUCUGGUCCAACUCCAACAAACUGGAUCCAAAACACCUAGGACCCUUUGAGAUAACAGAGAAGAUUUCCAGCCACGCUUACUGGCUCAAACUUCCAGAAACUCUGAAAAUCCACAAUGUAUUCUGUGUAGGACUGCUGUCAAAGUUACACAAGUCACCUAGUAAGCCCCUUCCAGAUAGACCUCCCCCUGAAACAAUAGAGGGAGAAGAAGAAUACAAGGUAGAGCAAAUCAUUGACUCCAAGAGACAACAGGGUAAAUGGUUUUAUCUUAUAAAAUGGAAGGGUUAUGGUACAGAAGACAACUCCUGGGAACCAGAGGAGCUCCUGGAACAUAGCCAGGAUGAGAUCAAGCGCUUCAGCCAAGCAAGACUCAGAAAGGCUUGUGACACUGCCAAGAGCCUUUAA
Rhizoctonia solani is the source of this 411-nucleotide messenger RNA. RefSeq names its product Transposon Tf2-7 polyprotein. Lineage: Eukaryota; Fungi; Basidiomycota; Agaricomycetes; Cantharellales; Ceratobasidiaceae. The coding region runs from base 1 to 411 and encodes 136 amino acids. Gene Ontology annotation, cellular component: pericentric heterochromatin. Gene Ontology annotation, biological process: chromatin organization; negative regulation of transcription by RNA polymerase II. The transcript has a single exon. Gene Ontology annotation, molecular function: chromatin binding. The record is from RefSeq and is a predicted model, not a curated record.